Trichomonas vaginalis G3 is the source of this 873-nucleotide messenger RNA. RefSeq lists its product as uncharacterized. The transcript has a single exon. NCBI's taxonomy places the organism in Eukaryota, Parabasalia, Trichomonadida, Trichomonadidae. The annotation marks the transcript as partial. The record is from RefSeq and is a predicted model, not a curated record.
AUGACUUCUAUGGAUGAUUCAAAGCGUUCAUUAGUGGUUAUGGCUGAUUCAAGAGUUCGCAAGAAUGCAACAGAACCAAUCAAUACAUACUCAUUCAUUCGCGGAAGUUACGAUUCAACAUUAACCAGAACAGUGAAUGAUAUAUUAAAUGAUUUGAAUAUUAAGGUAAGAGUUGAACAAAAGAGCGAAGAAAUAAAGACUAUCAUGAAUGAAAACAAAGAUGAAAACAUUGACGAUAAACUUGCCCAGAGCAUAGUUGAUGGCAUCAGUGAUUUUGAAGUACAUAAUGACGGUGGAAACAUGAAUUUAGAAAAAGAAAUAACAUUAUUCACACUGUUUCAAGCAAUUAAUUCGUUACCUAAUCAUUUAAUUAAUGAAGCAUACGAUAACGUUUAUAACUUCUGCAUUUUAACUGAAAAUGCAAAAAGUAAUUUUGAAAAAGCACGUAGUAGAUAUGCACAUUUAAUGACUUCUCCAUUUGUUUUAGUGAAGAUUCUAAAACUUUAUCAAAAGGAAUAUUAUGAUGAAUAUGUUUUACCUUUAUUACGUAAGCCAAAAAUAACAUUUGAUAUAAAACUUGAUGACUCGUUUUUGAUAACAGAUAUUAGACGUAAAGCUGAAAAUCAUCAGUAUAAAAACAGUUCUGAAGUAAUUGAGGAUUUAUCACGUGUAAUCCGUUUUGUAGAUUGUGGAAAUAAAUAUUUCAUUCAGAAAGAUUACAACAUACACGACAAAAUGAAUCAAAUAUCAUUCGUUCUUCAGUCAAACAUGAAAGAGUCACUCAAAAUGAUUAAAUUAUUUAAAGAAGAAGGUAAAACCAUAACAGCAUGGGAUGUACUACUAAAUCAAUUGUCUUCAUUAACCGUUAAGGGU